AACCUCUCUUGAGUUUGUACUGUGCACGAACGGAACUAUUAGAAUACUACAGUUAGAGUAUUCGUGGUACUGUAUAUCAGAUAAUAAAUAGAUUCUAUUAUCUAGUGAGUGCGAGUGCGGACUUGGUUGAGUACCCUAGUCCCUAGUGCUUGUUAGGGUCCUUAUGUGCCCUAGUGUUAGUGUUAGGUGGUUAGGUUCAUGUAAUACAAAAAAAAAAACUGCACUGUAGUGGGUAAAGUACUAAAGUAGUGUGAGCACGACAGUACGACGUACGCAACUCGCGUUAAUAAUAGAAUAGACCUAGUCUUAAUUUAACCUUAACGUCACUGUAUAAACUACAAUAAAUCUACAGUAGGCUACUUAGGCUAAAUGGCCUAAACGACUGCAUACUGCUGGAAGAAUAUAUUCUCCCCAAGAACCAGAUUAAUUUGUUUUAUCAAAUAAUAAAUUGCAUAACAUGGUCCACUCUACAGUGAGCCAUAACCCAAGCAUGGGUGAUAUUGAUGUAGAUAUUAACUUAAAAGCAUCAAGUUACGAAGACACAAUUAGACAACUAGACAUUUACUAUGGACUUGUAAAGCGCCAGCUACUUCGUUAUCAAAGUCCUAUCACGGGACUUUUUCCCACACUGUCAAAUGAAGAAAAAGUUGCUAGUGUUAGGGAGAGUAUUUACUGCGCUGCUGCCAUUUGGAGUCUAUUUCAAGCCUAUAGACGUAUAGAUGAUGAUCGAGGGAAGUCGUAUGAGUUAGGACAGUCAGCAGUGAAAUGCAUGCGUGGGGUUCUUGAAUGUUGGAUCAAGCAAGCUCCCCGCAUUGAGCAGUUCAAGAAGAACCAAAGCAGUCGUUAUGCCCUUCACUGCAAGUUUCACCUCACCACCGGUGAAGCUGUCUUUUCUGACGAGGAAUAUAAUCAUCUGCAGAUUGAUGUGGUUUCAUUAUACCUUCUCUUCCUUGUGGAAAUGAUCACCUCUGGAAUGCAAAUAAUAUACACUCAAGAUGAAGUGGCUUUUAUACAAAAUUUGGUGUACUAUGUGGAAAGAGCCUAUAGAACACCAGACUUUGGAAUGUGGGAACGGGGAACUAAAUAUAAUAAUGGAGUUCCUGAAAUUCAUGCCAGUUCUAUUGGAAUGGCCAAAAGUGCUUUGGAAGCUAUCAAUGGUUGUAAUCUGUUUGGUGAGAAGGGAGCUUCUUGGUCAGUGAUUUACGUCGACAUUGAUGCUCACAACAGAAACCGCAGUAUCUUUGAAACUCUUCUGCCCCGUGAAUCUAGCUCCAAGGGUGUUGAUGCAGCGUUGCUCCCAACAAUUUCAUUCCCGGCUUUUGCCACACAUGAAGAAUACCUAAGUACUACCACCAAGGCAAGUGUCGUGGCUCAGCUCAAAGGUCAACAUGGCUUCAAGCGGUUCGGCAGAGACGGGUACAAAUGUGUGCUUGAAGAUCCAAAAAGGAGAUUUUAUAAAACCGGAGAAACAAAGGAGUUUGAGAACGUUGAAUGUGAGUGGCCUUUGUUGUUAAUGUUCAUGAUCAUUGACGGAAUGUUCAAGAGUCUACCUGAACAAGUGGAGGAAUAUCACAGUCUUUUGUCCAAUUUGAUUUGCAAGGAUCUAAAUGGAGAUCCAUGCAUCCCGAUGUACUUCUACGUAGCAGAGGAGGCUGUGGAGGGGGAGAGGGCGGAGGCUGGUAGUCAGCUUAGAUGUAAUAGUCCUGAGGGCUCUGGAGGUGACGAACCACUGUAUCUGUGGAACCAGGCUAUGUUUGUCAUCUCUCAGCUGCUAACCACUGGACUGCUGCAUAUCAAUGAGCUGGACCCCAUCAGACGAUAUCUGCCCUCUUACAACCGACCUCGCAAGGGUGGCCGCUACUCUGCAUUCCAGGGAACAGCCACAGACUUGGUGGUGCAGAUUGUUCUGAUAGCAGAGUCGAUGCGACUGCAGGCAAUGAUGGCCACCUACGGCAUCCAGACGCAGACACCCCACGAGGUGGAGCCUGUACAGAUUUGGUCGUCCAAUCAGCUGGUGCAGGUGUACCAACACCUGGGAGUCAACGCCAAGUUGGGCCUCAGCGGACGUCCCAUGCGGCCUGUCGGGGCUCUAGGCACAAGCAAGGUGUAUCGAGUGUGUGGGAUGACAGUGUUGUGCUACCCUCUGAUAUUUGAGGUGUCAGAGUUCUACCUCUACCGUGACAUGGCCUUGCUCAUUGAUGACAUCAAGACGGAACUUGCAUUUGUUAGCCGCUACUGGAGGUUAUCAGGGAGACCCACUGUUUGCCUUUUGAUCCGCGAGGAACACAUGAGGGAUCCCCAGUUUAAAGAGAUGCUUGACCUCAUGGCUAUGCUGAAGAAAGGCUACUGUGAUGGAAUCAAAGUGCGCAUUGGCCGUCUUCAGAAUCUUAUUUCUUCUUCAUGUAUUGAACACCUUGACUUCAUGAACACUGUGGACACUUCUGAGAUGGUGUUCAGUCAGUUCCGGCAGACGGAGCAUGAUUAUAUCGGGUAUCAGAGUCUCACUGAUGUCCCCCGAGCCACUUCUUACUCUGAGGACAUGUCUCCCUCCACACUGAACUAUGACUCUAAACCUCUUUACGAAGUGUUGGACGGCAUCAGAAAUGCUACUGGGCUACAUGUAAAAUGUCAGCUGUUUGGUGUCUUGUUGAAGAGAGAAGGGCCAAACUAUGAAUUCAAGGGAUCCACAGUUGAAGAGCACCUCAAGUCCCUGUACUACACAGCUGGAUGUCUUCACUACUGGGUGGCUGUCCGCUACUGUAGCAGUCUGUUACAUCAUACAGUAGACAGCAUCAGUCCUUUCAUUACCACUGUACUAGUCAACGGCAAAGAGCUGACUGUUGGUGUGAUCGGAAGAGAGGAGACAGUGUUUGACAAGCCUCCAACUCCAGCUGAGAUCCGCUCAGUGAUCUACUCCACCAUCCAGCCUUACGAUGUGAUCCAAGCAGUGCUGCAGCAAGAGGUGGUGUUAUACUGUGGCAGACUCAUCGCUACUAACCCUGAUAUGUUCAAGGGAAUUCUGAAAAUAAGAGUUGGAUGGGUGUUAGAAGCAAUGAAACUAUGCUUGAAAAUGGUAUACAGCAAACCAAAACCUCUUGAAAAUCACAGUCCAUACGAAGUUAGGCAACUGCUGUACAAAGUUUUGUCCGUUCGAGAUUGGGCCCAAAGAGACAAGUUGACUCCUCUGCAGCGCAGACAGCUGGAAGGUUGUCUGUGUCGAGUGCCGUCUCAGUUCUACGUCCAGGUAUGGGACAUCUUAGUCAGAGUGCCUCAGGGUAUCCGCACACAGGGCCACACUCUACCUCACCAACCUACACUCACCAACAUGACACGCUCUGAGCUCAACUUUGGACUGCUCGUAGAGGACAUACUCAACCACAUACAACAACCAGAGUAUCGUCAAAUCAUUGUUGAGCUUCUGUGUAUUGUUUCAACAAUACUUCAUAGAAAUCCUGAAUUGACGUUUCGAAACCAGCUGGACUUGGAUGAACUAGUGUCAGAAGCCUUCAAAAUGUUUUGCAAAGACAGCCAGAUGGAGAGCUGUAGAGAUGUGACAGUGUUUUUCUCAGCUCCCAACUCCGUCACAACUGGAUACCUAGCAAGAGCUGUGGUCAACAAUGUUUUGAAAGGAGGACAGUUAGCUCCUGCUUCUGGCUCACAGGAUGAUGACCAUUGCCGCAUCUCUUAGUCAACAUAACAUUUUUACAUUGCUAUGAGUAUUUUGGUUAUUUCCUUGCAAGUAGUUAUGGUUACAAAAUAAAUGUGUUUACUACAAAAUUGCCAA
Molecule: messenger RNA, 3784 nt
Organism: Macrosteles quadrilineatus (aster leafhopper)
Lineage: Eukaryota; Metazoa; Arthropoda; Insecta; Hemiptera; Cicadellidae
Product: probable phosphorylase b kinase regulatory subunit beta
Exons: 21
Coding region: 458-3688 (1076 amino acids)
Biological process (GO): glycogen metabolic process
Cellular component (GO): phosphorylase kinase complex
Molecular function (GO): calmodulin binding
Source: RefSeq, a predicted model, not a curated record